Mobula hypostoma (lesser devil ray) is the source of this 1038-nucleotide messenger RNA. RefSeq names its product olfactory receptor 4K14-like. Gene Ontology annotation, cellular component: membrane. Lineage: Eukaryota; Metazoa; Chordata; Chondrichthyes; Myliobatiformes; Myliobatidae. Bases 1 to 1038 code for a protein of 345 amino acids. Gene Ontology annotation, molecular function: G protein-coupled receptor activity; olfactory receptor activity; odorant binding. The transcript has a single exon. Gene Ontology annotation, biological process: G protein-coupled receptor signaling pathway; detection of chemical stimulus involved in sensory perception of smell. The record is from RefSeq and is a predicted model, not a curated record.
AUGGCUUCACUUGGUGCCGAGUGUACUUUUAUUUUCUACUCCAAUGAGUCAUCAAUAGAGAUCCCAAACUCCACAUUCACCUCCAGUACCAUUGCUGAAAUUAACCUACGAUGGGCUGAAGCUUUGUUACGGGGUCAAAGCGGGCUUAUCAUCAUCCCAGGAGGAAUCUGCUUCUUUGCAUCUUUGCUAGCCAGCCCACUAACCUUACUGACCAUUUUCACCAAAAGCAGCCUCCGCCAAGAAUCCAGAUACCUGCUGCUUAGCAACACUUUGCUCAGUGACUUGAUUUACAUGGUGAUAAACUUCUGCGUCCAGCUUUGUAACGCUUUCCAUCUGAGCUUAGCCAAGGUGGUUUGUGAGUUGUUGCUUUUCACUCUAGCGUCUUCAUGUUGUGGUGGAAUUAUGACAAUCACAGCCAUGGUAAUAGACACCUACUUAGCUAUCAACUGGUCUCUGCAUUAUAUCAUACUGCUCCCUCCCUCCAGGACGAUCAAACUGGUGAUCUUCAUAUGGAUCUUGGUUACUUUGCCGCAGUUUACCAUCACCGUGCUAAUGUUAGCUACACAACAGUCUCCAUUUUGCAAGCUGGGAAUGUGUCAGCUGGACUAUAUUUUCCUAAUUGUUCCAAACGGUGCUGUGCUUGCUCACCUUUUUUAUGGGAUGUUCAUUACCCUGUUGCUGUCAUGUGUAUGCUUACUGCUGGGCUGUCACUUCAUGUUGUACUGGAAGACGAGGAAUUCCAGGAUAUGGAGAGGGUUUACCUCCAGGGCAAGACUCACCUUUCUAAUGCACUCUCUUGUCUUCGUUUUUUACUUUGGUGCAAUGCUACUGAUUAUAAUUGAAAGGAUUUUAUAUUAUUGUGGCAUGAUUAAGUUCGAAAAGGGAACUUUCAUCACUUGGGCCCUGUCUAAUGUAAUAAUGAUGGGUCCAAAAGCCCUGGCUCCCUACCUGUACGCGAUAAGAUACAGAGAAUUAGCAAAGGCUAUCAAAUCUUUCAUCUUCGUGAAAGAUGUGCAUCAGAUAGAACCCUCAUGUUAA